CUAUGUGAGUAAAACCAAAAAUCUGCCGGAAGUCACUGUUCCACGCGAACGAAGUCGCGGGCAAAAGCUAGUUGUUCAUAAAUACUUCGGAAUAAUGUGAGUAAUUUGUAAGCUAAUCUUAAAACAGCUUCAUAAAACAUUUGUGUGAGGGUCGAACCCACCAGAAGUCUCUGGAUGAUAGCCGUCGUGGUGAAAAUCGGUCUGGAGGAUUUUAUGACGUGAUAUCCCUACCCCGUAGAGCACACAAACGGAAAGUCCAAACCACAAAAAAAAACAAGUCUCAGGUUAUUCCCAAUUUCUACCUCGGUUUCCUCAAGACGCCGUAUAAAUACUGUAGCUUCAGUAACUAGACCAUCAUUACUUACAAGACGGAGGAUCAAGAUGAGUAAAUACAUUCUGGUGUUGUGUGUACUGUCGGCGUUCCUGAUCGCUGAGGCGACAUGCCAGCGGAUCAUUCUGCCGACGUACCGGCCCCCGCCGCCGCCGAGGAGGCCGGUCAUCAUGCGAGCUCGUCGGGAACUCGAAGUCCAACCUUCAGUUCACGGAGAAGAAACUUACCCUGGCUUUGAAGAAGUCUCUGAAGUUGAGCAUCAUGGUGAGAGGGUUGAGAGGAGUAUUGUGAUACCAUGCCGAUCUCGCGAUUGCAUCAGAAGCCGUCCGCCUUUUUCACACCGCAACCCCCCACUGACCCAUCCUAGCUUCAAAGGCAGAAUCCCGAGGUCUCUCCCCUCCUUAAAGUUGCCUGGAAGAGGCUUCCGCUUCCCCACUACCAAGCGCCCUUUUAUUCCCAAGCCUGGAUUUAUCUGGAAUCCUAAGCCUGGACGCUACCCAAUCUCUGCUUAAGUUCAAAAGUACUAAACAGCAGUUUAGGAAACAGUGCCAUAUUUCUGACAGUACCUACCUAUUUUAUUUAUUUACGGAUACCUUCUUCCAAGGGCUUAUUAUGACUAUGUAAGACUAAUUGUUGCCCGCGGUCCCGCCGGCUACAAACUUAGUAGCGCGAUAGUAGGAAUACGACUAGGAACUUAAAACUUGUAUCUGUAUGUUUUUUUUAAAGUAUCAAAAAUGUAUUAUUAAUUAUAACAACUGUAUGCAAUCGUAUUAUUUGCUAGUGUAAUAUGUAUUAGUCUUAUUGUAAAUAAGGAUAAUAAAUCUAUUUAUGUACAUAACUUUGGUUUUCAUUAUGCAUUGAACAGUAAACUAUGUUCGGGAUUCGGGAGUUUACCGGCAAUAUUGAAACAAGUUAUCGCAGUUCUAUAAACCGUUGCAGUUGUCUCAUUAAAAUAAAUGCCGUUUAUCUAACAUGGAAAACAAUCCCUUUCAGUACUGUCAGAAUAAUAUCUACUGGUAAACCCUGCUCUUAUUCUAUAUGUAUUUUUCUAAAUAAGAAACGUUUGUUUUUUUGAACCCUUAAAUACCAAUACUAAAAUAUAUUAACCUCUAAGCUAGGGGUUAACUCCGAGACUGGACUAUCUUAUGUUUUGAUUUCUAAUUACAUGUUCGUAAAGUGUAGAGUGAGUAUUGCUCUACCUUCGUUUCUCCAAUACAAGGCUGAUUACGUCAACUACGUCAUUCUAUUAUAUAGUGGCAUGACGUAUCUAACUACUCACAGACUACAACAUCGUACUAUUUAACUUAUAGGUAACUUACCUAAGGUAACUAUUUACCUCCUCAUUUACACUAACAUGUUACUGUCUUAAGUAAUAACUUAAUUUACAAAAUUCUUUUUAUUCAAUUGUAUGCAGUUUUCAAAUUAUAAUAAAAUUCACAGAAGUUUUUGUUCAGGGAUCGAACCCGGUCAACCGUAACACUCUUGAACUCAACACAAGAUAUUUUUAGGAAAAUAUUGUUAUUUGAAAUCUAUAAAAGUUAUGUUUCGAAACAAAGAAUAUAGUGUUUUAAACAUAGAAGUAUAGAAUAUUUGGUACUUUUUGAAGAUAGGUUAUCUGUGGGGCAAUAAAAUAAAACACAAUAUUAAAAACAAUAAAAUAGAUUUUCAUUUAUUGUGAGACGAAAAAUACAACAAUGGGACUUAUCACCUAAAAUGGUUAGUGGCAGACUGUCGUGUCAAUAGUCAAA
This is a messenger RNA of Trichoplusia ni (cabbage looper), 2079 nucleotides long. RefSeq names its product lebocin-4-like. The record is from RefSeq and is a predicted model, not a curated record. The transcript has a single exon. NCBI's taxonomy places the organism in Eukaryota, Metazoa, Arthropoda, Insecta, Lepidoptera, Noctuidae. Bases 382 to 843 code for a protein of 153 amino acids.